Thamnophis elegans (Western terrestrial garter snake) is the source of this 6359-nucleotide messenger RNA. RefSeq names its product xenotropic and polytropic retrovirus receptor 1 (gene XPR1). Gene Ontology annotation, biological process: cellular response to phosphate starvation; phosphate ion transport. Gene Ontology annotation, cellular component: plasma membrane; cytoplasm; Golgi apparatus. NCBI's taxonomy places the organism in Eukaryota, Metazoa, Chordata, Lepidosauria, Squamata, Natricidae. Gene Ontology annotation, molecular function: inositol hexakisphosphate binding. Bases 422 to 2503 code for a protein of 693 amino acids. The record is from RefSeq and is a predicted model, not a curated record. The transcript is spliced from 15 exons.
CCCUCCCCUCCCCACCUUUGUUUUCGCCUUACGUCUGCUCUUCGGGAGGAAGGCGGUUCCUGGGGGCGAUGACGUCAGGUCCCUCAGUGUGGAAAGGCGGGGCCCAGGCCAACGGAGGAGAGCAAAGAUGGCGGCGGAGGCGGCCGCUGCCUCAGGAGCGCCGGAGGAGGCUGCGGGGCCACAGCGGGCGACGACGGCCGCGCGAGGGCAUUCCUGAAAAGGGGGGAAAAAGGGCCGGAAUCGUGCGCGGAAGAAGAGAUUCAAGGACUGGGGGGGGCUCAUGCGCCGCGGAGGUCGCCUCCGUCGCCCGCACCUCAAGCACCGACAUCCCAGCCGGCUCUGAGGCGACCGAGCGAGGCUGAGAAGUAAAGCAGGCGAGGCUCGGAAGCCUUAACGGGGAGGCGGCGGCGGCGGCGGCAGCAUGAAGUUCGCCGAGCACCUUUCCGCACACAUCACUCCGGAGUGGCGGAAGCAAUACAUCCAGUAUGAGGCUUUUAAAGAAAUGCUGUAUGCUGCUCAGGACCAGGCGCCUUCUAUAGAAGUCACAGAUGAAGAUACUGUAAAGAGAUAUUUUGCCAAGUUUGAAGAAAAGUUUUUCCAAACUUGUGAGAAGGAGCUUGCCAAAAUCAACACAUUUUAUUCAGAAAAACUGGCCGAAGCUCAGCGCAGAUUUGCUACACUACAGAAUGAAUUGCAAUCAACUUUGGAUGCACAAAAGGAAACCAGUGGUGUUACUACCCUGCGGCAACGUAGAAAGCCAGUCUUCCAUCUGUCUCAUGAGGAACGUGUUCAUCAUAGGAACAUCAAAGACCUGAAACUGGCCUUCAGCGAGUUCUACCUCAGCCUCAUCUUACUGCAGAAUUAUCAGAAUCUAAAUUUCACAGGAUUCCGUAAGAUUUUGAAGAAACAUGAUAAGAUCCUGGAGACACCACGAGGAGCUGAUUGGAGAGUGGCUCAUGUUGAAGUGGCUCCUUUCUAUACUUGCAAGAAAAUCAAUCAGCUCAUCUCUGAAACAGAGACAGUGGUAACCAAUGAAUUGGAAGAUGGUGACCGACAGAAAGCCAUGAAACGAUUACGUGUCCCACCACUAGGGGCAGCACAGCCUGCACCAGCAUGGACAACUUUCAGGGUCGGAUUGUUCUGUGGAAUAUUCAUUGUGCUAAAUAUCACCCUCAUUCUUUCAGGUGUGUUUAAAAUGGAUGCAUCAAAUGUGUGGCCACUGAUAAGAAUCUAUCGAGGGGGCUUUCUUCUGAUAGAAUUCCUUUUUCUCCUUGGCAUUAACACAUAUGGCUGGAGGCAAGCUGGAGUGAAUCAUGUUCUCAUCUUUGAGCUUAAUCCCCGCAGUAAUUUAUCCCAUCAGCAUCUUUUUGAGAUUGCUGGAUUCCUUGGAAUGCUAUGGUGUCUGAGUUUGUUGGCAUGCAUCUAUGGAGAUAGCACUGGAUUUCCCAUGCAGGCAAACCCACUUAUCUUGUAUGGAUUUAUGCUGCUGUUCCUUAUCAAUCCUACAAAAACCUUCUACUACAAGUCUCGAUUUUGGCUGCUUAAACUCUUGUUUCGGGUAUUCACUGCCCCCUUCCAUAAGGUGGGUUUUGCAGAUUUUUGGCUCGCCGACCAGCUUAAUAGUCUGGCUGUAAUACUUAUGGACCUCGAAUACAUGAUCUGCUUCUAUAGUUUUGAGCUCCAGUGGAAAGCUAAAGAUGCAUUGCUGGAAGAUCCAGGCGUUCAUAUUUGCAACACCUAUGCUUAUGGUGUGCGUGCAGUUGUUCAAUGCAUUCCUGCUUGGCUGAGAUUUGUCCAGUGCCUGCGCCGAUACCGUGAUACUAAGCGAGCCUUUCCCCAUCUGGUUAAUGCUGGGAAAUACUCCACCACAUUUUUUAUGGUGACAUUUGCAGCCCUUUACAGCACCCACAAAGUUCAAAAACACAACGACUACCAAGUAUUCUUCUAUUUGUGGAUUGUCUUCUACUUCAUUAGUUCCUGCUAUACUCUUAUCUGGGACUUGAAGAUGGACUGGGGUCUUUUUGACAAGAACGCCGGUGAAAAUACUUUCCUCCGGGAAGAGAUUGUAUACCCACAAAAAGCCUAUUACUAUUGUGCCAUUGUAGAGGAUGUGAUUCUACGUUUUGCGUGGACUAUCCAGAUUUCUCUGACUACCAUGGAAAUUCAUCCUUUUGCUGGUGACAUCAUUGCUACUGUAUUUGCACCACUAGAGGUUUUCCGGCGGUUUGUGUGGAAUUUCUUCCGAUUAGAGAAUGAGCAUCUGAAUAACUGUGGUGAGUUCCGAGCUGUCCGGGAUAUUUCAGUGGCACCACUGAAUGCAGAUGAUCAGACCCUGCUUGAACAGAUGAUGGACCAGGAGGAUGGUGUCCGAAACCGCCAGAAAAAUAGAGCUUGGAAGCGUAGCCAGAGUGUGUCUUUGCACAGACCACAACUUGCUUCACAGUCAAAGAUUCAUGACACCAAAGUAUUAAUAGAAGACACAGAUGAUGAAGCAAACACAUGAACUGUCCCCAGAGUCAAGUUCCGCAUCCCUCAUGUUCUUUUGAUUUAUUACCUUCCCAACCGCAACAGCCACCCAGUCCAUCCUCUGGUAUAGUUCCAGCUAAAAACAGGAGAAAAAUCCGAACACAUUUUCUGAGCUCUUCCGGACUGGUUCCUAUGGACUCCAACAAGCUCACUGUGUUUUCCUUUCUUUUCUUCUGGUUUUAAUUUGAUUUCUUGUUUUAAAAAAAUAUAAAAUCUAACUUUGUUUUGCCAAUCAGAGGGACAUUUAAGGAAGGAGCUGUCUUAAGGAUUGUUUACAAUCUCUUCAAGGACAUACAAUCUGGAUGAAGAAGCAUCAUUUUGGACUCCCUAACGGGGACUUUUACUGAGAAAUCAUUCGGUCUCUGCUCAGUCCAGUUUUUACUGGUUGAAACUGGACCAGCAUUUUUAACUCUGGCUCGCGCUCUCUGGUUUUUUGGUGUUUUCUUUCAUAUCCAGCGCCAACGCACUAGCUGCACUUGCCGGGAAAGUGCACUUAGAGCAGUACCUUCAUUCACGAAGCUACUUUUUAAUUUGGUGUUUAACUUUCUUAUUAUUAUUUUUUUGAAAUAUGAUGUAUUUGUUGCACAUAGUUUUCAUAUUAUUUAUGAUAGUUAACCUUAUGAGAAUGGUUUUCUGAGUCCUGUGCAAUGAAGGUGGUAACUCUUUUAAAAAGAAAAAAAAAAGGCAAGUGGUUGGGGAGAAGGGGAUGUAGAUCCUGGAUCUCUCUCUCGCUGCAAGGUUAAGCCCUUUAAAAUACCUCUUUGAGAGAACUUGCACCAGCUUAACCUGAUUAAUUUUUUUUUUAUUUUUUUCUUCUUCUUAUUGAUUGAUUUUAAGCCAAAGUCGCUCUGUUGAGUUUUAUUGCUGCUGCUGCUGCUGGUCCCGUAGAAAUCUUGUCACCUUCCUUAGCUGGAUCUUCUUUUGUACGUGUGCCUCCACAGAAAUAAUAACCACGAUCUCCAGAUUUCUGUUGGAAAAAAAGAAUCUAGAGAUAAUCCGAUGUAGUCCGUCAGAUAUCCAUGCAAGAAAAGCCUUAGUUUGUACAUUUAAGAAUGGUUUUCAUUUUAGUGAGCUGAGUCUCCAGGACAUCAUCCCAUUUUUAAAUAGGGAGUUCCUGUAUGUAUGGUUCAUUCACUUCAGCUAAAAAAUAGAGAAAAAUAAAACUGAUUGAGACAGAGGUCUGUCUUGUAGUGAAUAUAGGAUUACUUAUUCAGCAGUAUAUAUACUGGGUUCAGGCAGACACUCAACAGCUUGUCAUUUCUGUCAUCCGGAGACUGUGUAGUCUCUAAAUAUUGAGAAAGUUGGUAUUGCUAUAGAAAGGGCUCUUUAAUUUUUUCAAUAAAUAAAAUAUUUUGCCGUACUUUGGCAAAAACUUGACUGACAAUCACUGUCCAAGAACAUCCUCAGGUUAACUUUUGUUUCAUUUUUUAAACCUACCUGCCCCAAGUCCUAGAUUUCCAGUGUGGUGCUAGGCCCGACUUUUACAAGCAUUAUGAGUGGCACUGCUAAUUGGACUUACGGUAGAUGAUCAUACACUUUAGUAAACCCUUUUAAAAAAAAUGUUUAUCAGUUGAUUAUUAUUUUUUUUUAAUUCCAUAUUGGCCUCCAGCAUCCAUAGGAUAGAGCAGCAUGAAUGCUUAAGAUGACCACUCCCUCUCCUUGUAGUAGAAAGCCUGUGUUGUGUAUGCCAAGCAUUUGUACUUCAUAUUAGCAAAUGAAAGCUUAUCGUACUCUGUUACACAAUGUGUGCAUUUGUGAGGUCACCACCCUAUGAUGGGAGAAGCUAUUUCAGAUUUUCUUAAGUCUGAUACUGAUAUAGGAUUUCACAGCAAGGACUGUGUUGUUCUUGUUUAGGUUUUUAGAUGGUGUUAGUUCCUUUCUCCUGUACAAUCUCCUUUGGUUUGCAAAUCACAAGCAUUUUAAGCAAAGAGGAUUCCUCUUUUAUCUUCCCCCCCCCCUUUCGUUUCCAAGUUAAUAAUCUUGUCUAUAAUAAUUUAUUUCCUUAUUUUUAUCUUUCAAGCCAUUCACAAGACUUACUUUGUAAAGCAACUGUGACUUAAAAAUAGUAUGCAUAAUGUGCCUGUAGCCAUAAGGAACUAGACAACAAAUUCCUGGCAAGACAAAUGAACUACAAAUCAGGACCCCUUGACAGGCAAGAGAGCUGUAGAAUGAAACUUUAAAUCACAGUUAUUUUUUAUUGUGCUUUAACUUGGUAGAAGAUUUAGGACAUUGUGGUCGUAAUGCAAGUAGAUCUUGGAGUUGUACAUUAUUUGUGCUUCUGCAGUGUAGCAGUUAUUGCUUGGUAUUCUAGUACCAGGCUGUUCUAGUAGAAAAGUUGGAUUUUGGAGUCCCACUAAGCUGUUUUGUAACAAAAUGAGUCUGAAAUUCAAUGAGAGGUGGGGUUUUUUUUACAUAUUAUAAUAGACUACUACUGAACUUUAUGUGAAUAAUGGCAACUACUUACACAUUCAGUUAAACAAAUAUGAGAGGUCAUUCUACCUAAGGAAUGUUAAUCUGAAUAAAUCAUGCGUCCUCUAAAUUCUUCCAGCCAAAGACAUAUAACAGGGAAAGAUUUAUUCAGGAUAUACUGAAGAAUUCUGACAUUUGAGGUUUAAGCAGAAGGAAUAACCUGAUGGUGGAAAUUUAGAAGUACCAGCAAUCUGAAAUAAUUUGCCUAUCAGAUUAGGAAGAUUAUAUAUGCCACAAUCAAUAUUUUUUCAUACCACCAUCAUCUGACUGAAAAAGAUCACUGCCUUGUGCACAACACAACAUUUUACACGGAGGUAUUAAGUGAAGUUCCAGAUUUAAAUUUAUAUUUAGGGAACUUGACUAACUUUCAUAAAUUGUAUGUUGAGGUUUCUUGUUUUUUUGAAUCUAUGUAAUGAUUAGCCAAGUUCAUUAACUAAGCUUCCCCUCCCCUCCAGGGUGCUGUCAUCAAAAAGUCCUAGAUUGAAUUGAAUUAUAUAUUUGGGGAAAAAUGUGUGUCCUAAAGAAUUAGUGCUUGGUAGCCCGAUUUAAGAAAUUGAGACCUUUUAAUGUAAAGUUUCAUCUCCAGAGUUCACUUUAUUUUCCCGUAGGUGGUUAGUGCAGAAUUGUUCGUUAAAACCAGUCUACCUGAAUUUCUUGUGUAGAAAGCUUUUAGAAUCACUAAAAUGGAAUAUUGAAAUAGCUAGGAUACUGCUUCCAUUUUCCUGAAGUAUAAAGAAAUGCCAUGUAACUAGCAAAAAAAUAUUCAGAAGAUUUUUUUUUUUUCCCUCACAGAGUUUAAGACCUGAAAGAAGAGUUGAUGCUUUUGGCUUUUACACUUGGCCUUUUCCAUGUCUGGCAAAUGGAUUUAAUGUAGCGUUACAUAAUGGUUAGAUUUUCUUUGCCCUAAAUAACGGGGGGGAUAAAAGAAAGCUAUAUGAACCUCUUGGAAAUUAAUGACUUUCUUAAGCGGUUAACUAUUUUAGAAAUGGAAUGGAAUUGACGCUCUGCCAAGAAUACUUUUAGAAGCAUCUUUGUGAGGUUAUGCAGAAGUACUUUGCUGCUUUUUGGUCUCUUUCAAAGUAGUUUUUCUUUGUUUUGUCAGAGAAGAUGAAUUUGUUAUAUUUGAAUUAAAGUAUCUCCCUUGCUCUUUCUCCAUUCUCUAUAAAGGUUACAGAGUUGUGGAGGGUAGGAAUCCUGCAAUGAGUUUAGGCUUUAUUCUGAGCAGUAAAAAAAAAAAACGCCUCCUUUAUUUUCAUUCUUUGCUUUUUAUUACCUGAUUUCUUUAUUUUUUUUUGAUUGACAGAAGCAAGUGUGCUUUGUAGGAAACUGAAAAGCUCGCAUAUUGGAAGUUAAAAGCAUGUGUU